AUGUUGUCAGCACGUCCAGUCUUACGUAAUGCAGCUCGUUCUGCUGUCAUGGCCGUCAAACCAUCAUUGAGAUUUGCUCGUUCAACCCUGUUAAUUGCUCAAAGAUACGCUUCUGCAAAAGCUGCUCCAACUGAAGUUUCCGCAAUUUUAGAAGACAGAAUCAGAGGUAUAUCCGACGAAGCUAAUUUAAAUGAGACAGGUAAAGUCUUAUCAGUCGGAGAUGGUAUUGCACGUAUAUUUGGUUUGAACAACAUCCAAGCUGAAGAAUUGGUUGAGUUUGCUUCAGGUGCCAAAGGUAUGGCUUUGAACUUGGAAGCCGAUCAAGUUGGUGUUGUUUUAUUCAAUUCCGAUAGAUUAGUUAAGGAAGGUGAAACUGUCAAGAGAACCGGUCAAAUUGUUUCUGUUCCUGUUGGUCCAGAAUUAUUGGGAAGAGUUGUUGAUGGUUUGGGUAACCCAAUUGAUGGUAAGGGACCAAUCAAUGCCAGAGGACUCUCUAGAGCUCAAGUUAAAGCUCCAGGUAUUUUACCAAGAACCUCAGUUCACGAACCAAUGCAAACUGGUUUGAAAGCUGUUGAUGCUUUAGUGCCAAUUGGUAGAGGUCAAAGAGAAUUGAUCAUUGGUGAUCGUCAAACCGGUAAAACUGCUGUUGCAUUAGAUGCCAUUUUGAACCAAAAGAGAUGGAACAAUGGAACAGAUGAAAAGAAGAAGUUGUACUGUGUUUAUGUUGCCGUUGGUCAAAAGAGAUCUACCGUUGCUCAGUUGGUGCAAACUUUGGAAGAAAACGAUGCUCUUAAAUAUUCAGUCAUUGUUGCUGCCACUGCUUCAGAAGCUGCUCCAUUACAAUAUAUUGCUCCUUUCACUGCUACAGCUAUUGGUGAAUGGUUCAGAGACAAUGGUAAACAUGCUUUGAUUGUUUUUGAUGAUUUAUCAAAACAAGCUGUUGCUUAUCGUCAAUUGUCAUUAUUGUUGAGAAGACCACCAGGAAGAGAAGCUUACCCUGGUGAUGUUUUCUACUUGCACUCAAGAUUAUUGGAGAGAGCCGCUAAGAUGAAUGAAGCCAACGGUGCCGGUUCAUUGACUGCUUUGCCAAUUAUUGAAACCCAAGGUGGUGAUGUCUCAGCUUAUAUUCCAACCAAUGUUAUUUCUAUUACCGAUGGUCAAAUCUUCUUGGAAGCUGAAUUGUUCUACAAAGGUAUCAGACCAGCCAUUAACGUUGGUUUGUCCGUCUCCCGUGUCGGUUCCGCUGCCCAAGUCAAAGCUAUGAAACAAGUUGCUGGUUCAUUGAAAUUGUUUUUGGCCCAAUACAGAGAAGUUGCUGCUUUUGCUCAAUUCGGUUCUGACUUGGAUGCCUCAACAAAACAAACUUUGAACAGAGGUGAAAGAUUAACUCAAAUUUUGAAACAAAAACAAUACCACCCAUUGGCUGCUGAAGAACAAGUUCCAGUUAUUUUCGCUGGUGUCAAUGGUUACUUGGAUAACUUACCACUUAACAAAAUCGGUGAGUUUGAGGAAGCUUUUACUCAACACUUGAAAUCUAAUAAUGCUCAUAUUUUGGACGCUAUUAGAGACAAGGGUGAAUUGUCCAAAUCUAAUUUGGAUGAUUUACACAAGAUUACCAAGGACUUUGUUGCUGGCUUUGAAUAA
Molecule: messenger RNA, 1644 nt
Organism: Lodderomyces oxycetoniae
Lineage: Eukaryota; Fungi; Ascomycota; Pichiomycetes; Serinales; Debaryomycetaceae
Gene: ATP1
Product: F1F0 ATP synthase subunit alpha
Exons: 3
Coding region: 1-1644 (547 amino acids)
Biological process (GO): proton motive force-driven ATP synthesis; proton transmembrane transport
Molecular function (GO): ADP binding; proton-transporting ATP synthase activity, rotational mechanism; ATP binding
Source: RefSeq, a predicted model, not a curated record